Molecule: messenger RNA, 5340 nt
Organism: Cladocopium goreaui
Lineage: Eukaryota; Dinophyceae; Suessiales; Symbiodiniaceae
Source: the annotation of a GenBank genome assembly
AUGGUAUCCCCAGCUAUGCGCCCUAUGCGGCUAUGCGUGCACGGUGUCCGCGUCCAGCAAUGGCUACGCGUGGCUGUUCGGCAGUCAAGAAAGGGAAGUUCUGCUGCGCGCUGCGCAGCUUGGCCUUUACGCAGCUUUUCAGUCUUGACGCCCAUCAAUGAUGCCAAGUUCAAGGCGCUGUGUGAUACACCUGCUAGACCGUUUCUGGUGCAUUGUGGUGCAUCAUGGAGCCAAAGAAGCAAACGGGUCGCUGAUGCAUUGGCUGAAUGGGACUCGGGGGAGCUUCCGAUCUAUUCGCUGGAUCUUAGCACUGCACCAGAAGCCAUUGAGAAACGUCACAUCAAGGGCAUCCCAACCUUGUUGCUGAUGCGAGAGAAGCGCGUGGAAGCAAGAGCAGAUGGAGCUGACUUGCAGGACUUGGCGCGUCUGAAGGAAGCGGCCAGGGCAUAUGUCAAGCUCUCCAAGCUCUCGAGCCCUGAGGAUGCUGCAGAUGCCUUGAAGAGAGCUGAAGUGAUGUGGGAUGCGAAGAAUGUUUCAGCAGCGCAGCAACUCUAUCGACGAGCACUGGAAGGCGACCUGGCGAAGGGGAACGCCUUCCGCGCACGCCUGGGCCUGGUGAAGUGUGCCGUCCAGGUGCUGGAGAAAGCCUCAGCUUCAGCUGCGCCAUCUGUGAUGGUUGAGGAGCUUCAAAGUGCAUUGGAUGAGCUGAGGAAACAUCAUGAGGAGGAAUUGCUGGGUGGUGGGGAACAAGUCCGAGUGGAUGGACAACAACAGACGAUUCUGCUUGCACAUGCAGAGUUGCUGGUGGACGCCGCUGAUGAAGACCGGAGCGUGGAGGAAAAGAACAUCUUGAAACUUUGGGCCUGCGGAGAGCGGAAGAAGGCUUUGGAAGAGGCAUUGAAGUGGUACAGGACCGUGGCUGGCAACGACAUCCCCGGCCUUGUGGCUGCCUACUGCCUCCCCGAACGCCGCAUGCUGGACCGGCCGCAGAGCAUCCCUUUGAGGAGCAUCUAUGCGCAAAUGCCGGAGUUGGCGACAGAUUCUGAGUCGCUGGGCCCUGGGGCUCCCCGUGCCCUGCUGCGGCGCAUGUUGCUGGCCGCCAUGGACAAAGACUUCUUGGAGGCGCAGGGUCCAAGCUUAUUAUCCAAGUCCCUGGCAGAUUUGGCCUUCCUCUUGGAUCGGAAGGAGUUCAUUCCCUUCCACACGCGCAAGACGCGCUGCCGCCGGGGCGGUGCGCCGCACACGGGAAGGGGUACCGGGAAGCGCAGCGGAUUCUCCAAGCGCUACUGGAUUUGUUGGCCCAACACAUCGUACCCCAACACCAAGUUGAAUCCCGCUGACCUAAUCCUUGCGCUCGUGCCGCGCUUAAAGCUGCGCUGCGCCAGCUGCGGAAGCUGCGCCACGGCAAAUGAGUGGCGAUUGGAGCGGCUGUUGCGCCGAAGAACCUGGUUCUCGUCCCUGCGGGCCCUGCGGCUCCUGCGUCAAGACCUUCGCGGCCGGAAGGUCUCCCUGUCUGCGGGGGAGAAGGUCCAGGUCUUUACAUUUUGGCAUCAAGACGUCUUGCAACGGCCUCGCUGGACUUGGGCAUUGGAACUUUUGGGAGAUGACGUGAAGAGUCUGAAUCAGGCUCUGUCCGUCUUGGCCCGUGCAGCUCAGUGGGAGAACGCCUUGCAGACGCUGUAUGGCUCCAAUGAGGUGGACAUCGUGAGUUUCAACAGCGUGGCCCUGGCCUUGGCCACUGCGGCGCAGUGGCACCGCGCGGUGGCGUUGAUGCAAAACUGCUGGCCCAACGCCACGGCUAUUACCUUCAACACUGUGGCGCUGGCCUGCAAGGACGCCUCGGAGUGGAAAACAGCCCUGUCGUUGCUUAGCACUGCCCAGCACCGUCGCUUGAGCGAUGCGCGCAGCCAGAGCACUCUUCUGUCGGCCUUGGGCAAAGUGGCCAGGUGGGAACAUGCGCUAAGUUUGUUGAGCACAUCCAGCGAUGAUGUGGCGCUAGCUGCCGCCAUCAGUGCAUGUGAGAAGGGAUGGCAGUGGAGGCCCGCCCUCCACUUGCUUGGCUCCCUGCGUGCAGAGAAUGUCGCUGCACAGAAUAGCGCCCUCUCAGCUUGUGAGAAGGCCCAGCAGUGGCAGUUGGCGCUUGAGCUGCUGUCGCAGCAUUCGCGUCCCAACGUCGUCACGUUCAACGCGGCCCUGAGCGCGGCCGCAGCCACGGCAGAGGGCUGGAGCCGAGGGCUACAGCUGCUCCGCCAGAUGCUUAAGAUGCGACUGUCGCCAGACUUGGUCACUUACACAGCCCUGGUGUCCAGUGCCACCAGUGCCAGCAUGUCCACCAUUGCUUUGCAAGUGCUGGAAGAUAUGAGAUCGAACUUGGUGCAACCCCAAUGCCUGGCAGUCACUGCUGCAUUGCAUGCCUGCGAACGCACUUCGGCCUGGCGCCAUGCCCUCGCCACCUACGCCACCUAUGCCGAUGCCGUGGGGGUGGAUGCAACGGGGCGGCAGGCCUUGCUGGGCGCGCUGCUCGGGGCGGGCAGCUUCAGGACUUUCGGGCAGCUUUUGCCAUCCACCCACAAGCGCUGCCUUCACUGGCUGAUUGAGGGCUGCUUCAACGACUUUGUGCCUACGAACAGUAGCCCUGCCGGCAGUAUCCGCCCGGAUCCUGCUGCUUUGGAUAGCAAUGCCUUCAGGCUUGCUGCGUCGCUCACCCCCUCAGUGUCUUCUGAACGCUGUGCUGCGUCACUUUGGCGAAGACGCACGACCACUCGACGGUUGAUGAGAGCCUUAGAACUUGGAGCCCUCGAUGCGGCGGAACUGCGCCGUGCGGCCUUUGGCUUGGGAAAAUCGGGAUGCUGCGUGGCCUUGGAGGAGCUGUACCUGGCACCGACGACUGUCUUACCGAUGGUUCCUACGCUUCGGAUCGAAGCAAACACGGAUUGGCGGAGCAGCGCGCGUGCACAAGACUUGGUGACUGUGCUGGACUUGACCCUGAGGUCAAGGGGCUUCCGCCUUUCCAGUAUGCUGCUGGACCAAGAGUCUCCAGGAGAACCUGACGUGAGGAUCUCAGAUCCCAGCGUGACAGCUGUAGACCUCCAAAUGCGUGAUGGAAAAAUGUCAGGUUUCAAGUUCUUCGGAACAUCGCUGAUGAGGCCUUCCAAUUCGUUGCCAUCCUUUCUUCUCACGUGGCAGAUGCCGGCAAUUGUGAAGCAAAUGGCCGAGAAGACCCAGGUCUUGGUGACACGCGUGGACCACGAGCAUGCGGAGCGCUUAGCCCGGGAGGCUCACGUGGAAGAAGCCUUGAGCACCUUGAGUCGUAAGGUUCCAGCGGCAAAACGGCGGAAAAACGUGGAAGAUGCAUUGUCUGCGGCAGGACGAGGUUUUGUCGUGGACGACCGGGACGACCGGGACGCAACCAGGAAGUUGGGAGAAUGCCCGGGCUUCCGCCCGGGCCCAUUGGAAUAUCCAUUCUUCAACCAGCAAAAUGGAGGGAUCAAGAAACACAGAGGCAGUGUCAGUGACAUCCACCCAGAUGGUGCAAGGGCUCAUCAACAGCUGUCCACCAUGUGGGUCAUCAAGGUCCAUGAUGUGAUGCGAAUGCGGGGUAGCCCUCCAUGUCACGAAGAUCUCCAAGCGGCCGGGAAAUUAGUUCCUCACCAUCCGUCCUUUCUGACGAUUUUUGUGUCGCACCAAUGGCUUGCCAUCGAUCACCCAGAUGAAUCAGGAGAACAGCUGGCCGUGUUGCAGGAUGCCUUAGCAAACAUCAUCGAGGGAGUUACCAAAGUGGAAUUGGAUUUGCAAGCGCAGUUCAUUGGCCAGCACAAAACGCUCAGCGACCAAGAGCGGGAGGAAAUCAAGGAAGGCUACAUCUGGAUGGAUUGGUUUUCCGUGCCACAGGAAAGGAACUCGAAAGGAGCCACUCCAUCAGCAAUGGGCGCCAGUCCAUCGGCCAUUUUCAGUCCAAUGAAUUUCCUUUCCGAACGAUCAGGCACAGAAUCCUGGACCUCCUUGGACGAGGCCAACAAAUGCAUACAGAGCAUCCCGGCAUAUGUGGAGGCCUGUCAGAUCUUUGUGGCCCUGGUUCCGAACCUCACGCAUUCCAGUGGCAGCCAGGUGAACUACAGCAGCUGGCUCCAAAGGGGUUGGUGUCGUGCGGAGAUGUGGUGCAAGCUGUUGUCGGAGCGAAGCAAGGUGCCCAUUGUGGUGGUCACUGCCAGCGAUCGCGCAGAGUUUGACCAUCCUAUGAUGUGGAUGCGUUCGCCUGUGCAUCAGGGCGAUUUCGGCCUAGAGUCGGAUCGGAGAAAGGUCAGCCGCUUUAUUCAAAGAGCCCUGAGCCUGAAGCUUCAACGCUUGAGGGAAAGCAAACGCAAAAAGGACCUGAACCUGUACCGCUUUUUUCUAGCCCGAGCCGAUGAGAUCUGCGGGAAAGCCAUUUGCAACGACACCAUGGAGGAGUUCUGGCGAAAGUACAUGUUCUCCUCGCCUAACGAUGCGAUACAGUUUCAGGUGGGCAUGACCGGCCUGGCCUGCGCGACGCUGUCGGGUCAAACGGAGAUGAUGCAGGAGUUGCUGGAGAAAGGGGCCUCCACAAAGCUCAAGCUGCCUCCCUUGCUUGACGUGGACAUUUUCCCAGGUUUUUGCCUGUUGCAUUUGGCUGCACAAGGUGGAGAACGCUGUGAGCAGGCCUUGGAAGCAUUGUUGAAGACUCGUUGCGAUCCCAAUGGCAUGUCUGCCCAGGGCGCCCCACCUUUAGGGCAGUGUCUUACAGGACGAGCAGUAGAUUUGCUCGUGCAGUACCGCGCCGAUGUGAACCGUGCAGGAAGCAUGGUGGCAGCAUCUCCACUGGAUGCUUGUUGCUAUCGUCAAGUGGCCCCCAGCGUCAUCCAACGCCUUAUCGAGCACGGCGCCUAUGUAAGCAACGAGCAAGGGCGUUGCAUUUCACCUUUGUGUAUGCUGGUUUUUCAUGCGCAUGGCAAUCCGCUUUGGAGGGAGACUGCUGACCUGCUGAUAGAUGCGGAGGCGGAUCCCAACAACAAAAUGAUCAUGACCGGAGCGCUGCACAUGGCGCAAGUUCUCUCGCGCUGUUGGAUGGCCAGCCGCUGGAUGGCCACCUCUAAGGAGCCUCCCAUGCUUUUCAAAAUCAUUUGCAACGGCGACACCACGCCAUUGGGUUUGGCUGCCAUCCUGGGCUCGGAAACAAUGGUGGAGUACCUUCUCACCAAAGGAGCAAAGACCUUGCUUUGCUGUGAAGGGACUGAGAGAACUGAGAGCGGUGGGAGGGGAAGCUGUUGUGAACAACAAUUCAGACCUGGAAUUUAUCCCCUGAUAGGCCCUGAAUGGCCCUGA